This is a messenger RNA of Acanthaster planci (crown-of-thorns starfish), 4516 nucleotides long. RefSeq names its product alpha-protein kinase vwkA-like. Gene Ontology annotation, molecular function: ATP binding; protein serine/threonine kinase activity. Lineage: Eukaryota; Metazoa; Echinodermata; Asteroidea; Valvatida; Acanthasteridae. Gene Ontology annotation, biological process: protein phosphorylation. The record is from RefSeq and is a predicted model, not a curated record.
UAUAGGUGUACCAUUUCUUCCAUGGGUACGUAAAUUUAGUCUAAAAUAUUAAAAAAGGGUCAAAUCCAUUCAUGGGGCAGUAUGGAAUGAAUAGAGGAGGGAGCAUUUUUACCCUUACCAAAUGGUACCACCCCACUCACGGCAUUGUGUAAUUUGGGUUUUUCCGGUUUUCUAUUAAUGCGAUGCUACGAAAGCAACCCAUAUUCCAUCAACGGAAAAUAAAUGUCUGGAUACAAAUUGCACCCAAGGUACAUCGUCAGUCUGUAUUAUACGCAGCUAUCCUCUCUACCCUGAAGCUGGUUUUUCUCCAAGAACUUUUCCACAGCUACAGACUAUCCAAUAUUCAAGUGGGAGCUCUCUGGAAGGAGUUGCAAAAUGGCGUCCUGCCUCUCAGUAUUGGCUUCUUGUCUCUCUGCCUUGGGUUCACGUGUUGCCGCAGCAGUUUCUUCAUGUUUUUCGGUAGCAGCCUCAAAAUUCUAUCGAUGCCUUCUCUAUUUGGGUGUCCACCAGCGCAACACGACCGAAAUAAUAAACACAGCAUCCAUGUGGGUGGACUUCGAAGACUACUGGUUCACUCAAGGGCAUUCCCGGCAUGUUUACCGGGGCACGUAUCAAGGCGACCGUCGCGUGGAGGGCAAACCCUGCGUCGUGAAAGUCUACAAAGAAGAAUGGUACUUGAACAACGACCGAGAAGAAUACACAUGGAGAGUAGACCAACGUGCCUACGACAAAGCCCAUGAAAUGGCGCGGGAUUUUAAUGAACAGUGUCAAACAAGUAAAGCAAUCCAAUUCGUUCGACCGGAAUUCACCAGCAUUAAGGUUUCUCAAUUCAUCCCCAUAAACGCAAUGGUGGCCAUCGAGAUGUACCUGGAUGGGAAGGACUUCGAGAAAUUCUCAAGCAAUGUUGGUUAUGUUAACCCUGUCGCUAUGGCGUCCCCGGCUGCCUUCAGCCACUUCACUUACCAUACCUCGGGUGGCAAAGUUUUAGUUUGUAAGUUACAAGGGAUUCGCAGUAGCGCGUGGUACAAAUUCUCUGCUCCGGCUAUUCAGAGCGGAGGCAUGGAACUUGGAGAGUAUGGUCCGAGUGAUUUGGGAAAGUUUGGCAUAUUGGCAUUUUUUGAUGACCAUUGCUGUAAUGAUUUGUGCAAAGGGUGGAAGAAACCCCAAAUCAUCGACCUUUCUCCUGAACAAGGAAACUUACUUGAUAAAAUCAUGAGCGCCAUGCGGUCUGAGCGUUCGUCAAAGCGCACUUGUUAUCUGAACGAGUUGACUGACGUUCCUGUCGAACAGAUCGUACAAAUACAUAGCACUUUAAGGCUGGAAGCAGUCCAUGUUUCGUGAACAGGCAUAAACUAAAAACAUCCCCCAUGCAUAAACUUUGCUUUUCUUCACUUUAGUUAAAUCCGCCUUUUCUGUUAAGAAAUACACACAGUUCGGCCUAACCAAGCCUCAAUAUACCAAUAGCGACAUUAUUUCAAAACACGCUUCUAAGACUUCGUGAUACAUUCAUUUCACAAAUAACAUCCUUUUCGGAAACUGCUCAUCGAACAAGUUCGACUCCCCUCCAGACAAAAAAAGAACAUUUGCAGUGUUUCUGCCAUUGGGAACAUUGCUUUCGUUACCACUGUUGGUGGUCAGUGGUAUUUCUAGUAGUUAGGGGUGGUCCAGGGAUUAUCUCGGCUUGGUGAACUGGCUGUUUCAAUGUGUAGCCUAUUUCAACACUGUCUGUGUACACUUGCAGAGGAAUUGAGGUCAUUUUACGUUGUAAUGACAAGCCUAUUCCAAAGUGGUCAUACCUUGCUAUACUAUACAGUUUACAAAAUAGCCUUCACGUUUGUGCUCAUGUCCUUCAAAUUGCCAACAUUAGCAGUGACUGAAUAGUAGUAAAUGUAUAGUACCUGUUGAUAUUGUAGCUUAGAGAGCUGGUAGAACCUAGUUCCAGAGGCGUAUCCAACUUUUGAAGGGGGGAAUUUAAAAGCGAAAGCGGCUUUGGGCAUUUAAUAUGAUGUUUGGGGAGCAGAAAAUUAAAAGCCUUACUCACGGUCCCGACAUCCUUGCUUUAAUGUCGUGGUGUUGUUUUGUUAGGGUUUAUUACUCACCGUAUAUUUGACAAUAAAUCUGCCGGGGGAGGGUUGCAUGUUGCCCACCCUGCAACGAAGCAACGUGGACUGAUUACUCAAACUACCUUUCCCGAUCCUGCUUUCUCUUACUUUGUAAUGGGUCAGCCAUUUUCCCAAACAACACCGGGACCAAAAUUUGAUCUUUCCUGGCAAAACUCAGCCCUCCAUAAAACAAUGUUGACAAUGUAAAUUGUUUCUGGCCUUUUUAGUUCUUGUGUUUGAGAUUCUAAGGGAAAUGACGACUCCGCGUCAGACCUGAAUGUCCACUGAACGUGCGGUACAUGAGUUUAGGUCUGUUAUACAAUGCAUGUGCUUGAUACAUGAUUUCUCAAACCAAUUAGGUGUCACGUGAAGGUAAAAGAUGUUGGUAAUAAGUGUCUUGAAUAUUUGACAAGACAUGGAAUUUUUAUAUGUUUUCAUCUGUUAAGUAGUCUUAAUUGUAAAACGUGCGAUUACUAUAUAUCACCUGUAACAGCAGCAGGUCAUGUCUUUGCCAAAGAGUUCAUAAUGCGUGUAACUUGUCUGCAGUAAAUGCAAAGAAAUGACAUAUUUUACUGAACAAAAACCUACGAUUUCAAAAAGGGCAUGAUUUUGAUGCUGUAAUUGUUAGUAGGCUUUCAAACUUAAACAGCACACGGUAUACACUGAGAGCUAUUUCCAGUGUUACAGAACAUAGUAUUCACACUGAAAUCAAAUUCCUUAUGUCACUUGAUUUCUUUAUUUUCAGACGUUCCAACUUCACUUAAAAUACUAUAUUGGCCUGAUUCUAACACAUUUCGAAUAAAGCCACGUUUGACAACAGAAACUGUUCUAUUUAUAUUUAAAAUAAAAAGUCCACGAACAUAUAAAAAGCCUCAAUAAAAAGUUGAGGAAACUUGUAAAAACUCCUGCCUACACUUCAUUCCUAAAUUAUCAUUCUAUUGUUUGCAUUUGUAAAAAAAAUAUUAGUGAGCUACAUUUUUGUUACUUCGUAGUCGUAGACAAAGAACAGUUGAAAAUAAAAGUUCAGUAUUCAAUUUUCACAAAUAUUUUCGAUAUUUACAUGUGCAGUAAGUCAGUAGUGAUCUAGCACUACAUCUGGAGUGGUUAAUUCUUUAAUUGUAUGAACAUUUGUGCCAUUUUUAACCAUUUGAGCAAAACAUUUAAUGAGUGGAAAUUGGCCAAAGGCCAAAUCAGUUUACGGUCUAGACUUAUCUUCCAUUUUCUGGGAAUCAGCACUACCGGAACUCUAUUUUGUAGAGUACAAAUGUUUAGUCCUUUUCUCUAUCGGUCCUUUUUAACACUUUGAUUUUUUGUUAACCUUUGGAAACCCCUCAGUUUUACGCUGUUUUCUAAAGGUACCGAGCAGUGAAAAAUUGUUUAGAAUAGCAAUUUCAAACGAUUUCGAAUAUAUUCAAUUAAUAAAAGAAACUUCUUUAGGCUAAAUUUCAAUACAUUUUACUUGAUUUCAAUUUACUAAUGAGAGGGAUAGUAUAAUGUUACACUGUACGAAAGUGACCGAGUGCAGUAUGUAUAUGUAUCAGUGUACCGAAUAAAACAGUUAUUAGUUUUGAGGUAAUUGCAUGAUUUAACUUUUAACGAGUUAUGAAAACUUAAAACUUCCAAACAUUCGUCUUCUGAAGUAUCCCACACCAGAGAUGGUAUAACAAUGUCUGUGAUACUUGUCCAGAACUUCUCAGACAUUUGUCAAGCAUGCUGCCAAAAACAGCCAGCUAUUUUGGAAGAUUUUUGUCAGACAGCAUCACAAUAAAAAUAUUUAAGGAUUUUUUUUUGAGAAAACAAGUGGCUGCUAGAGAACACAUUACACGCCUAACUUUCCCAACAAGUCUGUUGCUAUGCUCAUUCCACAAUAGAGACAGAUUAACCCAGAGUUGUGUACUAGGACUAAGCAAAAUUAUCAGUGGAAAUACUAUCGAUCUCAAUAUGUAAAUUAUCCUCUCCUUGUCCCAGUUUAGCAUACUUUUUUUUUGUUCUCCAGUGUGGGAACUUUCUUUUGCAGCCAACUCUGCUAAUGCUUUUGAUAGAUUUGGCACAAGGGAAAAUAUCGUCAGCAUGUAAAAUAUCAAUGAAUUACUGUACAUAUUCAAAAGAAAACUACCUGUUAUUGAUACUUGAUGGGGCAGUCCAAAAUAACAUUGUAAAAUGUGUUGGUAAGAUGACCGUAGUGAAUAGUGUCUAAUAUUUCAUAACAAUAAACUCCCAGGUUUACAGUGUUGUUUACAUUAACAUAUCUUUUUUUGCUAGGUUGAAGUGAUAAGCUAAUUUGUGAGUAGAAUUUGCUGUCCAGUAGUAAUCCUGCAAUAAAUUGUAGAAUGUAUAGCAAUUGCGUUUGUGGGUCUAUUGUCUGUGUCAUGACGGAAAAUAAAAACUAAUUAUAGAUCCUGUACACUGCUUAA